GUACCAAUCAUAAAGCAGGUAUCUCGUCCUCUGCCGUAUCAAAAACUGCUUGCUCGCCAUGGCAUUCGGAUGGUUUCUUGUCCUUGUGUUCGUCUCGUCGACAUUUGCGGGACAAGUAUGUGAAUACGGAUUCGUGCGCUACAUUGGUCCACUGGAGGAAGAUGGUGAAGAGUUCGGUGUCCCGGAUCUGGUGACGUCAUCCAUCCGUUUGCAGAAUGUUGACGGGGGUAAAGCAAUUCCAAAUGAUUUGCUGGUCGCUGGUCGGAGAUUGACCUUUACCCAAGAGGAUUGGAAAGCAGCCGGGAAUUAUGCCUCCUUCGUCUUCAAAAUUUAUCGUGAGACUGACGAGAUCAGCGCGGUCAAGGCCGUCAGGGUGAGAGUGGGAACUCCUCAAGAGCAAGAGUUCACAAUCUCUAUCAGUGAGGAUGGCGUCUCUUGGGAAAGAAUCGAGGUAUUUUCUGACAGCGUGAGGCUACGCUUAGCUACCGGCUGCGGCAAUUUUCGUACAUGUGACGGUCGAGCUGGGCGGUACAUUAAAUUGGAAGUGAAGGGAGAGAAAGUGCCAGUCAUUGAAAGCGUCGGUAUCCUAGCCUGUCAGGCAUUUAAAGGUGCACUGAGUCCAACCAUAUGGGGUACCUGCCGCUUUUACCGCCCCGCACCCAAUGACGUCAAACUCUCCACCAAUGUCAAGUUGAGUACAGGUUCCAUCAGUGACAUCAUGCGGCAUGGAACCGUCACCUUUGACCCGAAGAACUGGGAGGUCAAGAAAGGUGACGCCUACAUAGAGUUCCAUUUCGCGCGGCAGCUCUUACUGAGGAUCAUAAGCGUACAUACCACUGGGGUGAAGUAUGCCACGCUUUACGCCAAGGAUAUGGAGGGUGAUGAGUAUGUCAAGUCUAUACGUCAGCCGUUUACAACCUGGGAUGGAGGUAUCGCCAUCCGCCUACCUGAUGCCGACAUGAAGGAUGUGCAAUGUUCAGGUUUAGCCGGGAGGUACUUCAAGCUAGAGCUUCACGGGGAAGAAGGCACAGUACCGACUGUUGGUAAAGCCUCCCUCAAGGUAGCGAGACCAUAGGUGGUCUAUCUUGUGAAUUAGCUGUACCAGUAGACAACAAUGACAAAUAAAGCAAAGUAGAUUCUGAUUGUA
This is a messenger RNA of Lineus longissimus, 1147 nucleotides long. RefSeq lists its product as uncharacterized. The record is from RefSeq and is a predicted model, not a curated record. NCBI's taxonomy places the organism in Eukaryota, Metazoa, Nemertea, Pilidiophora, Heteronemertea, Lineidae. The transcript has 5 exons. Bases 59 to 1075 code for a protein of 338 amino acids.